This is a messenger RNA of Cephus cinctus (wheat stem sawfly), 7762 nucleotides long. RefSeq names its product zinc finger protein 83. The record is from RefSeq and is a predicted model, not a curated record. The transcript is spliced from 9 exons. Gene Ontology annotation, molecular function: DNA-binding transcription activator activity, RNA polymerase II-specific; RNA polymerase II cis-regulatory region sequence-specific DNA binding. Gene Ontology annotation, cellular component: nucleus. NCBI's taxonomy places the organism in Eukaryota, Metazoa, Arthropoda, Insecta, Hymenoptera, Cephidae. The coding region runs from base 136 to 2103 and encodes 655 amino acids. Gene Ontology annotation, biological process: regulation of transcription by RNA polymerase II.
CUUCGAUUCACCUGUGACGACCCACUCAAAGCUAGGCCACUUUGGCUAAGCCUGCGCUGCCGUUAUGGCACCUGAACGACACUCGGGUAGCAGCAAACGAGAACUUUAGCUCGUGGCAUCCCUCUACGAUAUCGCAUGGUCAAAUGCGGCACAUCAAUGGCUCUAGAAUCAAAUGGUAGCAACGUGGUGUGGUUGAGCACAACCCGUCCUGAUCAAAUACAGCAGCACGUUGUUAAAGACGAAAUAAUACAGAUUGAACCUAACGAAGGACGACAUCUUCAGCAUCAGCAGCAACAGCAGCACAGAUACCAUAGGAAUCUAAUAAAGGUUCCUAAUCAGCCGAGCCAACAGAUUGUGCCGCCCGUCAAGUGUUCCAUGUUUACUCAGACAGAACAGUCUGAACAGAGCAAUUCGAGUUACGCCGAUCAACGACAGCAACAAGCUACGAUGUUCGACCCACAGCAGAUACAGCAGCAGCAGGCUGCACAGGGUCAACAGUCGCAGCAGCAGCAAUCACAACAGAUGUACGUUACGGAGAAAAAGGAGGACAAGACCCAGCAGCAGUCUACAGCGACCGACUUCCCCUUCUACUACAAUGUCAACAUGCUCCAGAAAGUUCAGACAAACGCGGUGAGCACAAUCGGUGCAAUCACUACCGACGACAAGGGUUGCUAUCGUUUCGACGUGCAACCUGUCGGUUAUAACACAUUACUGAACCAGAUGAGCAUAGCGGCUGCGACCAAUGCGACCUUCAAGUGCGACAUUUGUGGCCUGGUCUUUGGCCACAUAAGCCUGUUGAAUCACCACAAAAGGAUUCACAAUACAACGCCCAGCAACCUGCAGCAGCAGCCCCAGCAAGUUGUUCCGACACCUACCACAGUCACCGUUACGGCCACGCCGGAGAGGCCGUACACGUGCGACGUAUGCGGGGCGUGCUUUGCGUUGCCGGGCGAAUUGAAGAGUCACAAAACGAAUAUGCAUCAAAAGCCUAAGGUUCAGCUCUGCGAAGACUGCGGUAGCGAAGAUGCCUGUGAGCAUCAUCCCACCAAAGUCAAAAAGACGAUCAAACCCGGACAUCAUCCCGUUAAACGAAGGGGAGUCACCAGUGUCACCAAGUGUCACAAGUGUAACGGAACAGGCAUCAUUUUCAUUGGUAAUCACGACGAUAACAUAGAUUCCGGAAUCAGUUCCCUUGCGAAGUGCGGCACCUGCAAGGCGACAGGCCGCAUCAUCAUAGGAAGCGGCAAGCAAAACAGUCUGAACCAGCCCGAGAAGCCGUUCCAUUGUAACGUUUGCGACGGCACGUUUUCCCGGUACUCGUCGCUCUGGUCCCACAAGAGACUUCACUCUGGAGAUAAGCCGUUCAAGUGCGAAGUCUGUGGUCUGGCCUUUGCGAAGGCGGCGUAUUUGAAGAACCACGGGCGUGUUCACACUGGCGAAAAACCAUUUAAGUGUAAUGUAUGCGGCAUGCAAUUCUCGCAGAGUCCUCAUUUGAAAAAUCACGAGAGGAUCCAUUCGGGAGAGCGUCCCUACCAGUGUGAGGUGUGCGAGAAGACGUUUGCGAGGCACUCCACACUUUGGAAUCACAGAAGGAUUCACACGGGCGAGAAGCCUUAUCGGUGUAAUAUUUGUGGAUCCGCCUUUAAUCAGGCGACGCACCUAAAGAAUCACGCGAAGGUUCAUACCGGGGAAAAGCCUCACAGAUGUGAUAUCUGUGAAAUUGGUUUCUCGGAUCGUUUUGCUUUAAAGCGUCAUCGCGCUAUUCAUGAAAAGUAUGGACAGACAGCGCGAAAUCAGAAUGCGAAUAGUACGACUAAUGCACAACAGGCGAACGCCAGCAACCAGCAGCAAGCCCAACAGGUACAGCAAGCUCAGCAGGCUCAGCAAGCUCAACAGGCUCAGCAAGCUCAACAGGUACAGCAACAAGCGCAGCAGCAACAACAGCAGCAGCAACAACAACAACAACCCCAGCAAGCGCAGCAGCCCCAACAAGUGGUAGUUGUGAAUACUGCUACGCCUGUGACUGUGAGUCAGAGUCAAGGUCAAGCAGUGAUGCUCGAAGAGGUCUACAAAUGUCAGGUGGCAUUCCCGGAGCCUAAAUGAUUCGGUUAAGACCAGCGACGAUGCCAGGGACCUGCUGAAUUUAAAAGAAAGAAAGCUUUUCGGUCCAUUUAUAUCUUCAAUAAUUGAGCCUCCCUUGGAUAAUGAGCUUGGACUUUCACGAGGGAGUUGGCUGUCAAGUUCGUGGCAUGUCGAGUGAUGCAUUCGUGUGACUUCGUGUCUGUAUUAAUUGUCACCCGGACGGCGUCGCCAGUGCCGUUGAACGAACAGUAAAAGGUAUGCGGUUUUUGUGAGACUUUCUUUUCAUAAAGCAAUUCGCUCCAGUUGGUUUCGAAGAAACGGCGAUCCGAAGAUUUUAACGCAAAUGAAACAUCCAUUUGCUAUGAUAAUAGUUAUAACAAUAAGAAUAAUUAUAUCCAAGACAAACUUCCCAUACGGACGGUUACAAGUGAAGACUAUUUUUGUGAGGAAUCCUAGAAAUUAUGAAGAUCGGUUUCAUUCACACGCUUUUUCCCUUCUUUCUUUUAUAUGUACUUCACGCAACUCAGUCCCCUCUUUCUUCCUUCCGCCCACAGCCACUCAUACUGUGUUGUCUUACUUCUUCGCUCCAUGAUAAAAAGAGCCGUGUAUAUUUUUUCACAAUUGAUCCACUCUCUCAUAUACAUAUGCAUAUACCCUCAACGUCUAAGGUGCAAUAUUCUUUAUUGAAAACUGCAGUUUAGAAAAAAAAAGUUAGUAAAGACGGUGUUAAGUGGUAAUGAUAGUAAUGAUCAUCAUGUAUGGCAGUUUGAUUUUCCAUGAGAGAGGUAUGGUGGAGACAGUGGUAAUAGUAAAAAAUCAUGUUUGUUUCAUAAAUUUCAUUUCAUUGGAAUUCGUUUCACUCUACACGGAAGAUAGACGAAACGUCGAGUAAUGUUAUGAGACUAAACUUGACGCGUCUCAUCAGUUCGUUAAUGGUGAUAGUUGAUUAAUUGAAAGGAUGCUAUAAGACUUGCUAAGUCUUCCGUCCGUCAUAUUCGUAACAGGGUUGACGACGACAUUAGGAAGACAUUGAUGGCGGAAGAAUGAUCGUCGUUCAAACAUUUGAGAAAUGCAGAAACCUUUGAGCGAAGGGCUAGAAAAAAGUUUAUCGAAACUUGCGCCAAGGAUAAUAAUUAUCGACAGGCGGACUAAUCUGUUUUAUAAUAUUAUUAAGACCGAGCGCUAUAUGAAUAUCAGUUACUAUAUAAUUUCCUAGUUUGUAAUAGAAAAUAGCUGGCUAGAUUAUAUGUACGUGUAUACAUUAAUUUUUGAUAUCCCCAAUUAUUAGACGCAAACGACGCGUUGCGAUGUGGCUGACUCCAAUUUUUCAAAGAGACACAAAGUCCACUCGAUGCGGAUCGAAUAGUAUAGUGAUUAACGAGUUCGCAGCUCCGUCACGAAGAACAUCCAAUACAAAGGAGAGAUAAAUGAUAAAAACAAAAAGAAAAAGAGUGAAUGGAAGCAAUAGCAAGUAAAAUUCAUAGCAGAUUUAUCUCAGGAUAAAAUGUUCGUUCCUCGCGGGUCAUAGGUUGUCAAUGACUCUUGCACAUUUCUCUUGCGGCAAUUAAUUUUCUUCUUCUCUUUUUUUAACGUGUUAAUUGCUUUUUCUUAAAUCAAGUCUGCCUGGUUUCUAGUGAUUAUAUCAAUUGGACUUGCUAGAUUCCAAGCAGGAAGGAAUAUCUGUUAGUACGUUCCUCUAGAUAUCUUCUAUUCUGUAAAUCGAUCAUCGAUUAUUUUGACUUUUCAUCAUUCUUCUGUUUCUUAUAUAAUAGGACGUAUACAUUUUUGAAAGUAUCGCGCAGCUAAAAAUUUUAAUAAUGAAAAUUAUUAAUUUGUUAACUAAACGCAAGGGAAUGAUAUGCGUACCAUUCGUAUAUGUCAACUUAUUGCACUUUUUUACUACCUUUUUUUUUUUUGUUCCGUUAUUCGAAAGACACAUUAGUUUUCUUUCCAGUUUCUUCUUCUUCUUGUUUCAUAUGGCUUUAUGCCCUCGUAGAGGGCCAUGUGCCACUUUUUUCCAGUUUAAUGAAGAUCGAAGCUGACUCUCAAUAAAAUGCAUAAUGAUCGUAAAUGAUUUACAGUAAUAGUGCAAUUUGUCAUUGAUAAAAAUUUUUCGACUUUGCGUUGUAGACGGUCCCUUCCAAAUUCUCUUUCUCCUUUUUUUUUUUUUCUCUUGGAAAAAAUACGAUAGGGGAUACCUUCUGUUUCAUCGAUAUAACAUGUAAAAUAAAUAUAUACGAUUACGUUUAAUUUUACUUUUACGUGGUCAUAAUACCUGCUACAGUAUUUCGGAAUUAGAUUAGAUAUUUUCUGUCAGUGUUCUUUUUACUUUUGAUGUCCUUUGAAAAAAAGGACAAAGUUUUAUUCUUCUUGCUUCGAUCAGCACGCGAUGCAGCAGAGGGGAUACUCGGAGUCUUAAGUGGUGCAAGUCCAUCUGAACAUAUAUAUUGGCGUAGAAUUGUAUACUUCAUGCGUUUGAGGUAAAUUUAUUGUGUCAGUUUUAUUUGGUGUUCGGUAGUGCAGAUGGGGUGAUAUACGGGUGUUUUACAGAAAUAAGAUAUUUCGUUACAUCUUAAAAAUCGGAUACGAGUGUUUGGAAUUGGACCACUUAAGACCAGCAUUUCCGGUAUCGAAAAUCUUAUCAGACACUUAUCGCGGUAGGUCAGGGUGUCUGUAAAAUUAUUUUAUCAUAACUUUAGUUCUCACUUAACGGCACUUUAUGAAGUAACAAAUGCUUGUAUAUAAUAGUAAUUGCGAAAUACGCUCGGUACCGAAAUACGAAGGGAUCCAAUUCGUACUUCAUUUCUUAUAUUAUUGAAACUUGCUGAGGGAGUGGUAAAUAUUUUAUUCUGGUUUUGUAGGUUCUCCUUUUUACACAUACUCCAUUAUUAUAUAUUCCUUCGAAUUCCUUCGGUCUAGUAAUGGUUAGAGGAAUAGUUUUUCAUUUGCUUCGUUCCAUAACAUUGCGAAUGAUAAAUUUAUUCUAAUUGUAAAAUUGCUAAGAAAUUGGAAGCCUUCGGUUUUCAUGUACUGGCCAGCUUUUAUAGAAUUUAUUUACGUUAAGGCUCUCAACAUAAAAAAAGGUAUGAAUGUACAUGACCGAGAGAGUGAUUGCAAGAAUGAGUAUAUAUAUAUAUAUAUAUAUAUAUAUAUAUAUACACACACACACACACACACACAUAAGAAUGAGUAUAUAUAUGAACUACUAGGUAACUAAUUAAUUGUAAGUCAUUCGCAUGGAGAUGAGGAGCUACUGAAGGGGGCAUAGGAUGUAAUAAUUGUUUAUUAAAAAGAAUGGUAGGUUUCUUUGAAUUUGACAAAAAAUUCUGUUUAAACCUUGUCUAAAAUGAGCACGCGGUUAACGUCAAUUAUUUUGUAUAUCAGUCAAAGAAUGUGAUACCGGUGGUCAUUGACUUUCGCUUUGCAACACAAUAUUUCUACUAUUUCAUAUUCACUAUUGUGUUAUGCUUCACUAUAAGGCUGAAUAAUGCAAAAUUGUUACUGCCAAUGAUAAACAAGAAAUUAAAUUCUUCAUAAGUGGUAAACCGGAAUUCAGUAUCACAACGUAUACUGACUUCACUGACCAUACAUAAUCAUUAUCAUCUAUUAUACGUAAUUAAAGUAUUUGUCUUUAAUAUUUUUACUACUUGAUCCUCCAUGUGCAACUUGAAACGUGCUUGGUGAUCCGUAUGGCUAAUUGUCUGAAGCUUUUCUUUUUAAUUUUCUGAAAGAAAUUCACGAAAGCAAUAGAAUGUUUAAAUUUACUUAUACAAAACAAUAGUCGCUUGCGAUUCGUCAUUUUUCUAUAAUUGUGUCAUUUGUAUGAAACUUAUUGUAUUCUACACAUCACUGCCUAUAACGUUCAAGCGAAAUGACGAAUUCAGCAAAGAAUAAUCAAGCAAUAUCAUUCAACGAUAAAUAUCCAUUAACCUUUAGAGGACUGGUAGCUUUUUUUAAUUUCUACAGUUUUUGACUUUGGUGUUUAAUACGCAUGUUAAAGCGAUACUGUAGAGGAAAAAAAAUGCGAGAUCGAUGUAGAGCCGAAAAAUUGGCCUAGUGUCUUCUACAGGUUAAAUGAUACACUUCAUAUCACUAUAAAUCAUUUUCGAUACGCCUCGUUGCUACCUUCCAACGAUUACUCCCACGAGGUUCUUCGAAAAUGAAAAUACAUUCCCUAUGCCACCUACAGUUAGCAUCUACUUCUCAGAGGAUACAAAAUAAAUAUUAUAUAAAAAAAUGAAAAAACUCAGAGCUUCCAUUUCAAUCAAAAUGCUAUAGGAAGUGUCUUCCUAUGUCUCGCGCAAUCGUCUCCUGACCUACCCGAAAUUCAAGGCUCUUUGCAAUCACACGAAUUAUGUAAUUUAUUUUAUCAACAAUUAAUUUGUCUUAUACUAGACAAGAUACGCAAGCGUUUAAUUAUCUACUGAAUGAUGUUAAAUGGAUUUUUCUCUUUCAUUCUUUGCUAAUUCAAUCUUCUGACGAUCCUAUAAUUAUUGUAUCUCCACUUUGCAAGGCCAUAGCUUCGUUAUUCUUGAUUACGGAAUUGACUUGCUAAAGGAUCUUUUCUAUAAUGCGAAUAUACGUACAUUUGAUGUGUGAUACGAUUACUUUCUUCUUCGUUCGGAAAACAUAUGGCAGCUCAUCAAUGUUUUUUUUUUUUCUUGGUACGCAGAUUCGAUAAAAAUUGGCAUUACAGAUACUAGGCUUGUAUCGAUGAAAUUUUUAAUUGCUAAUGGCAAUGUAUACAGGCUGUGCCGAGUGUACUAUGAGUAUACUGGCUGCGGCGUAUAGUGUAAUAUAACGUGAACGCUAAUGAAAAUUCCAAAAGUUUGUACUAUACUUAUUAUAAUAAAUGACCACAUCUCAUAUGACAGCGGAUGGUAAGAGACUGUUGUAUAAAUUUAAUGAUUACUUUAUACAAACUUGAUCUUGAAAUUACAGAUAUAAGGAAAAGCUAUGAGAGAAACGCGACUUUGCACAUCCUGUAUAUUUUGUAUUGAUAGGAACAAGUCUGUGUUUUUUUCUUGGUGUCAUACAGGAUAUUCAGUUGUGGAUUAUUAUCCUCUUAUGUCAGAUAACACAAUCAUACGUGUUUCAUGCAUUAUAUGUAAAAUCGUUGUACAGAGCGAUGAAGAAGUACCUAUGUGACAAGCCUUAGUUCUACUUACGAUAAAUUUCCGCUGAGAUCUUUUACAAAACAAAAUGAAGGAAAUUUAGAAGUUUCGUAACGAUGAUCAUGAUUAUAUUCCCUAUCGCGAAAACUUGGGUUAUCAAGUUUUUUCUCUACUGAGAUUUUAAUCCGUAAUUACAUGAUAAAUCGCAUAUUCACUGGACAGAUCACGAUGGCUCGUGAAUGGAACUAAUGUCGCUAAAGUAGUGAGAUAAAUAAAAAAAAAGAAAGCCUCAAAAGGAAUAAUCCCUCGGGUGGACUAAUUUUGCGUGCGUGCAGACAGAACGUCGUAUAGAUUUUUGUAUGAGAGAAAAGUCGCAAAUUAUAUGUUACACUAGGACUACCUGCAGUCUAUAUAAUAAUUAGAAAUAAAACUCUGAAUGUAUGUGUAUAAUAAUUGAUUAUUGCCUAGAUAAGGGUGCGUCGUACGAGUUUAAAAUCUACUAGCCCACUAUUAUAUCAGAUACUGGGUAAUAAUAAAGAUGUCCCCGUGACAUUUUCAUUUUUAAA